CGCGCUAUCGUGAACAACAAUCCAGAUAUUCCUGCCUAACAUUAAUGCUUCAACCAUGCUCUCUGAGUAAGGCUUGAACUCUUACCAUUGCAUUCUGGUGCUUAAUUCACCUUUUUUUUUACACUUCUAGUUUUCUAUUCUAUUCUAUUUCAAAUUUUGCUCUUGUGUGGAUACAAGACGCUAUAUAGAAGAAGCAGUUUCACUAAUAGACAUCAUGUCGCAGCUUGACCCUUUACCAAAGGAGUUGCCCUUCCGGAUCAUAUCCAAGACCGUUGGCCGCGGUGCCUAUGCUUCAAUAAAAAAGGCUAUCCCGUUAGACUCAUCAAGUCCAGUGUUCGCCGUCAAGCUUAUUCACAAGGGAUACGCCACUAAGCAUGGCCGCAUCUCUGCAAAGCAGCUUGCCAUGGAAGUCUCUCUCCACUCCCACAUUGGCCAGCAUCCCAAUAUUAUCGAGUGGUUUGCUUCAGGAGAAGAUGCUAUAUGGCGAUGGAUAGCCAUGGAGUAUGCAGAGGGCGGCGACCUCUUUGACAAAAUUGAGGCGGAUGUCGGUGUCCGAGAAGAUAUUGCUCAGAUCUACUUCCUUCAGUUAGUAGGCGGUGUGAGCUUCAUGCACUCCAAAGGCGUGGCACAUCGGGAUCUCAAGCCAGAGAAUAUCCUCCUCUCUCAAGAUGGAAGCUUGAAGCUGGCCGAUUUCGGAAUGGCGACCAUGUUUGAGUACAAGGGCCAGCGCAAGACCAGCUCAACGCUAUGUGGCAGCCCGCCAUAUAUCGCGCCAGAGAUUCUUGCCUGUGGUAGAGUGGAUAAGAGGGCACCCAACUCAGCCAAGUACUCGCCAGACCUCGUCGAUAUAUGGUCAUGCGGAGUCAUCCUCUUUGUCUUGUUAGUCGGCAACACGCCCUGGGAUGAGCCGUCGUCGACAAGCUGGGAGUUUGGCGAGUACGUAAAGACUUCAGGGAAGAGUUCAGAUCCGCUCUGGGAGAGAGUGCCUCUGGAAGCGCUCUCCCUUCUCAGGGGCAUGAUGUCUGUCGAUCCUCAAAAGCGCUUCACUUUUGCUCAGAUACGACAGCAUCCUUGGUAUACACGUCAUAACCCGCUGCUCACUAUUGAUGGCAGAAUCCUUGAUCCCAUUGCCCUAGCCACCAAGAUGCUAGAAAACCUGCGAAUCGACCUCAGUCACAUUCCUACGACUAAACAUACCUACCUCCCGACAUCUCACGAUCCGACUAUUGAUUCUGGACUCAACGCUGGGCGAUUCUCAUCUACCCAGCCGGAAGCCCCAGUUACUCCCAUUGUCGACAAAGACUGGGACUGGGAGGCUCCUGUCCUUCGCUCCAGGGCUCUGCCGUCUUCUUUGCCUACCGGCUCUUACAACGCUCGUCGCAUGCUCCUUGACUCCCUUGCGGAUGAGCCUUCCAUGUCACAGUUUUCGCAAAUGCCAGGGCCGUCUAUGACUCUCACGCAGCAAGCUCGGCGAUUCCGUGAUAUUUGCCCUCCCGAAUCCCUUACCCGCUUCUUCUCUCAUGUGCCCUCUGCCCACAUUAUACAGAUGCUCAGCGACGCACUGCAUCAGCUAAACGUACCUUUAGCUCCCGUCACGCCGAAUCCGAAUAGUAGCCCCAUAGUCACCAUCAAGAUCCGUGCCGUCGAUGGCCGUCGACAGAGUCUGCACGGAGAAAUCUGCGUCGAUAGGCAGCCGCUCCCAGAUGGCUUCGAAGUGCUAGACAUUCGGUUUGUCAAGAUCAAGGGAGAUCCGCUCGAGUGGCGGCGAUUCUUCAAAAAGGUGGUAGUGCUCUGCAAAGAUGGUGUCUAUGUCCCGGAAGCUUAGGGGAAUACGGGACAGCUGUUUCCUCAUGAUGAGCAUAUGAUGAAGGGGUUGCCUGAGCUGGUCGUGGAACUUUCUGGAUAGCACGCAUUCUAGGUAAUUUAUGUAUAUAUAUGAGCACGCGACAUGGCGGAUGAUAUGACGAGUUCAAUUUGUUAAUAUUAGUGUUUCUAUAAUUUUUAUCUACUGAUAUAUUGCCGUUGACCGUAUCCGUAACCUUGCCCCUACCAUAUUCGUUGUCUUAAUCUGCUUGUACAGGAAUCUCAUUAGGUCCAGGCGUCUCAUUAGCCUGAUCUUUCCACUCAAAAGGCUGUCGGCACAUGGGACAUUGUCCCUUUGCAGACUCUUGCUUAAUCCACUCCAUGAUGCAAUG
Molecule: messenger RNA, 2195 nt
Organism: Trichoderma asperellum CBS 433.97
Lineage: Eukaryota; Fungi; Ascomycota; Sordariomycetes; Hypocreales; Hypocreaceae
Biological process (GO): protein phosphorylation; intracellular signal transduction
Cellular component (GO): cytoplasm
Molecular function (GO): ATP binding; protein serine/threonine kinase activity
Source: RefSeq, a predicted model, not a curated record